AUGUAUCGGGACAUUAGGCGUCAAUACUGGUGGGAAAAUAUGAAGCGGGAUAUUGCAGAAUAUGUUUUAAAAUAUCUCACCUGCCAGCAAGUGAAGGCAGAACACCAUAAGCCACUAGGUCUUUUGCAACCAUUGCCCCUCAUCGAAUGGAAGUGGGACUGUAUCAGCAUGGACUUCAUCUCGGGACUUUCAAAGACACAUGGGAACCAUGACUCCAUUUGGAAAUAUGAACUGGACGCAUCUCAUAUCAUCAACUGGGAAGAGAUAGAGUUGAACGAUGAUGCCAGCUACAUGGAGGCUCCUGUUCGCAUUCAAGAUCACAAAGAGCAAAUCCUGCACACCAAGAACAUUUCAUUAGUGAAGGUCCUUUGGUCACGUCGCGGGGUAGAGGAGGCAACGUGGGAGCGCCAAGCUGACAUAGAAGAAAAGUAUCCACACCUUUUCGACAACCCCACUCAGGUACAAUUUUGA
Molecule: messenger RNA, 471 nt
Organism: Magnolia sinica
Lineage: Eukaryota; Viridiplantae; Streptophyta; Magnoliopsida; Magnoliales; Magnoliaceae
Exons: 2
Coding region: 1-471 (156 amino acids)
Source: RefSeq, a predicted model, not a curated record